Alnus glutinosa is the source of this 2043-nucleotide messenger RNA. RefSeq names its product protein TIC 62, chloroplastic. The transcript has 13 exons. The record is from RefSeq and is a predicted model, not a curated record. Lineage: Eukaryota; Viridiplantae; Streptophyta; Magnoliopsida; Fagales; Betulaceae. Bases 10 to 1707 code for a protein of 565 amino acids.
CAUAUCCACAUGGAGUGGAUCAAGUGUGCCAUAACUGCCCAGCUAAAAAGACACCACAGGAUAAAAUACCGUUUCUUUCUCCCCAAAUUUUCAAAAAAUUCCCCAGCAAUGGAGGGUUGCUCUCUACAGUCACCGACCGUAACCACUUUGCCAUCUUGCUUAUUCCUAAAUGGGUUAGCUGAAAAACAUGUUGUACAUGGCCAAGUCCUCAAAUUUCCCAAUUCAAAGGGGUACCCAUAUGCCAGAAAGCUAAAAUUUCUUAAUAUCAGAGCUCAAGCUUCAGGCACAACAAAAGUCCGGUCAGAGGCAGUUGAAGCAAUUUCAAAGAAAGAAGAUUGGAAAGAUGAGAAUGUUGUAUUUGUUGCUGGUGCUACUGGUAGAGUUGGCUCACGCACAGUGAGGGAGCUUUUGAAACUCGGGUUCCAAGUCAGAGCUGGCGUGAGGAGUGCUCAGAAAGCAGAAACUCUUGUGCAAAGUGUUAAACAAAUGAAGUUAGAUGUUGAAAAUGCAAGUGAAGGAACGCAGCCUGUAGAAAAGCUUGAAAUUGUGGAAUGUGACUUAGAGAAACGGGAUCAGAUUGGACCAGCAUUAGGCAAUGCAUCAGUGGUUAUAUGCUGCAUUGGUGCCAGUGAGAAGGAGGUCUUUGAUAUCACUGGACCAUACCGGAUCGACUACCUGGCUUCCAAAAACCUUAUUGAUGCAGCAACUGCUGCAAAAGUUAAACACUUCAUUUUGCUUACCUCAUUGGGAACAAACAAGGUUGGCUUUCCUGCUGCUAUUCUAAAUUUGUUUUGGGGGGUUUUGAUUUGGAAAAGGAAGGCGGAAGAAGCGCUGCUAGCCAGUGGACUUCCCUACACUAUAGUGAGACCUGGAGGCAUGGAACGGCCCACCGAUGCUUACAAGGAAACUCAUAAUAUUACCCUCUCACAGGAAGAUACUUUAUUUGGUGGCCAGGUGUCAAACCUUCAGGUAUCAGAGCUCAUGGCAGUCAUGGCCAAAAACCCCAGCCUUUCAUACUGUAAAGUAGUGGAGGUAAUUGCAGAGACAACUGCACCAUUGACUCCCAUGGAGGAACUUCUUGCAAAGAUACCAUCUCAACGUGCUGACAUUUACCCUCCAAAGGAAUCAGGUGCUGCAGCUGGGCCUGAUUUAGCACCAUCUAAGACUGUCAAAUCUGAGGAACCAAGCCCUCCCAUUGAGAAGGAGCCUUCCAGUGCAAAAGCGAUGGCGAGGCAACCCCUCUCUCCUUAUAUUUUCUAUGAAGAUUUGAAACCACCUACAUCCCCUACUCCAACCCCAAGCACUACUGCUGGCGCCACCAAACCAAGUAAUAUAGAUGCUAAGCCAGCAGCGUUGAAGUCAAUUCCUUCACUGGCACCCUCAGGGACCAUCAUUGAAAAAGAACCUACUCAAACUGAAGUAAGGAAACCGAGGCCUCUCUCGCCUUAUACAUGGUAUGAUGACUUCAAGCCCCCUACAUCCCCAUCUCCUAAUGCACCUACUGCGUUGCUCCCAACAUCUGAUGUGGAUGGUGGAUCCAACAUGGCUACCUUGUCAUUGAACAACAUAGCUCAAUCUCUAACAGCAGAUAAACCAAGGGAUAAGCAGCAACAUACUGGACCGAAGCCAAGACCACUUUCACCUUUUACUAUGUACGAUGACUUGAAGCCUCCGACUUCCCCAACCCCAUCCCCAAGGAGAUCUUAGAGAAAUAUCUGCCCAUCAACUUCAACAAGGUAACAGUUCAAAAUUUCCCAUUACCCAUAUUCAAUGAAGAUGAGUAUGCCUCUUUGAGGCUAAACCUCAGCACAGAAGUGACACUGAGUGUGUGAUUCGAACAGAACCAUUGAAGCAUCGUAAUCAAUGGAGAGGAAAGCAACUGAAAUAUAAAUUUAACAUUGAUUCCUACGUAUAUGUAAAAGUGUUUAUUUUCUGUUUAUUUUUUUGGGGUAUUCUAGAUGUAAACUAUUGCAAGUUCAGUUUGACUUCAUAUUACAAAUACUUCCUAUGGUUUUGUAUAAUAAUACUUUUCUCUUUUUAUUC